GGGUAAAUUCAACUAACAAAGCCAUUAUGAUAUCUGCAACAGCAAGCCAAAUCGAACCAAAAGCUACAGCAGAGAAAAAAGGAAAAUAAAUUCACUUAAAAGAAAGAGAAAAAGAAAAAGAAUGAAAAGCUCUGAAAAAAACUAAUAAACGUUUUAUGGAUUGCAGCCAUUAAAACUUGAAGGGAAGCUGUUUCAGACAAGUACCUAGGAAUCUGGAACUGUUCUCAAGUGUUUCGAGAUGUCUCAAACCAACUGGGAAGCUGAUAAAAUGUUAGAUGUGUAUAUUCAUGAUUAUUUAGUGAAGAGGGAUUUAAAGGCUUCAGCUCAGGCAUUUCAAGCUGAAGGAAAAGUAUCAUCAGAUCCUGUAGCUAUUGAUGCACCUGGAGGUUUUCUCUUUGAAUGGUGGUCUGUUUUCUGGGACAUCUUCAUUGCCAGGACUAACGAGAAACACUCAGAGGUUGCUGCAUCUUAUAUUGAGACGCAGUUGAUUAAAGCACGAGAGCAGCAGCAACAGCAGCAACCUCAACAGCCUCAACAUCAGCAUCAGCAUCAACAGCAACAGCAGCAGCAACAACUGCAGAUGCAACAACUUUUAAUGCAGAGGCAUGCUCAGCAACAACAGCAGCAGCAACAACAGCAGCAGCAACAACAGCAGCAGCAGCAACAGCAGCAGCAGCAGCAGCAACAACAGCAACAGCAGCAGCAGCAACAACAACAACAACAACAACAACAGCAACAACAGCAGCCGCAGCAGCAGUCGCCCCAGCAGCCGCAACAGCCCCAACAACGAAGGGAUGGGUCUCAUCUCCUAAAUGGCAGUACAAAUGGACUUGUUGGGAAUGACUCUCUCAUGCGUCAGCCUGCUGGAACUGCUAAUGCCAUGGCAACAAAGAUGUACGAGGAAAGACUAAAGUUGCCACUUCAAAGGGAUUCUUUGGAUGAUGCGGCCAUGAAGCAAAGGUAUGGUGAGAAUGUUGGCCAGCUCUUGGAUCCAAAUCAUGCCUCAAUACUGAAGCCUGCUGCAGCAACCAGCCAACCUUCAGGGCAAGUGCUGCAUGGUACUGCUGGUGGUAUGUCUCCUCAAGUUCAAGCUCGGAGUCAGCAAUUGCCAGGAACAACACCGGACAUAAAGAGUGAGAUAAAUCCAGUAUUGAAUCCCAGGGCUACCGGCCCAGAUGGAUCUUUAAUAGGAAUUCCAGGCUCAAAUCAAGGUGGUAAUAAUUUGACAUUGAAAGGAUGGCCUUUAACAGGACUAGAUCAACUGCGGUCUGGGAUACUACAACAGCAAAAGCCUUUUAUACAGGCUCCUCAGCCCUUUCACCAACUUCAGAUGUUGACACCACAGCACCAGCAGCAACUCAUGCUUGCUCAGCAGACUCUGACAUCACCAGCUGGCAGUGAUGAAAAUAGAAGACUGAGAAUGCUGUUGAAUAAUAAUCGGACCAUGGGCCUUUCAAAUUCUGCUGGUGAUGUUGUUCCAAAUGUAUCACCAUUGCAGGCAGGCAGUCCUCUUAUGCAUCGAGGAGAUGCUGAUGUGCUGAUGAAGUUAAAAUUGGCUCAGUUGCAACAGCAACAGCAACAGCAACAGAACAGUAGCUCACAGCAUGCACUCUUGAAUCAGCAACCACAGACUUCUAAUCCAAGUCUACUUCAACAAGAUAAAGUUGGUGGAGGUGGAAGUGUCACUGUGGAUGGUAGCAUGUCAAACUCAUUUCGAGGGAAUGAUCAGGUUUCAAAAAACCAGAAUGGAAGAAAGAGAAAACAGCCAGUGUCUUCUUCAGGCCCUGCCAAUAGUUCGGGGACAGCAAACACAGCUGGUCCUUCCCCAAGUUCAGCACCUUCCACACCGUCAACGCACACCCCUGGAGAUGUGAUUUCAAUGCCUGCCCUGCCUCACAGUGGCAGUUCUUCCAAGCCUCUGAUGAUGUUUGGUGCUGAUGGUGCUGGCACGCUUACUUCACCAUCAAACCAGUUGUGGGAUGAUAAAGAUCUUGAAUUGCAGGCUGAUAUGGAUAGAUUUGUGGAGGAUGGAUCGCUUGAUGAUAAUGUUGAAUCUUUUUUAUCCCAUGAUGAUACAGAUCCCAGAGAUGCUGUUGGCCGAUGUGUGGAUGUCACUAAAGGUGUCACAUUUAUGGAAUUAAAUUCUGUUCGAGCGAGCAGUAGCAAAGUUACCUGUUGUCAUUUCUCAUCCGAUGGAAAGUUGCUUGCUAGUGGUGGCCAUGAUAAAAAGGCUGUAUUAUGGUAUACAGACACUUUGAAGCCAAAGUCUACACUUGAAGAACAUUCAUGUUUAAUUACUGAUGUUCGUUUCAGUCCAAGCAUGUCACGCUUCGCAACAUCUUCAUUUGACAAAACUGUCAGAGUUUGGGAUGCUGACAGUCCUGGUUAUUCGCUUCGUACCUUCUCAGGACAUUCUGGUAACGUUAUGUCACUUGACUUCCACCCAACUAAGGAUGACCUUAUUUGCUCUUGUGAUGGUGAUGGUGAAAUUAGAUAUUGGAGUAUCAACCACGGGAGCUGUGCAAGAGUUUUCAAGGGUGGUACUGCUCCUGGUACGGCCCAGUUAAGAUUUCAACCUCGCUUUGGAAAGUAUCUUGCUUUAGCUGCGGAGAAUGUUGUAUCAAUAUUGGAUGCCGAAACUCAAACUUGUCGACACUCAUUACAGGGACAUACAAAGCUGAUCCAUUCUGUAUGCUGGGACUUGUCAGGUGAGCUUCUAGCAUCUGUCAGUGAGGACUCUGUCAGAGUUUGGAGCUUUAGAUCAGGGAGUGAAGGGGAAUGUGUUCAUGAAUUGAGUUGUAAUGGCAACAAGUUUCACUCUUGUGUUUUCCAUCCUACGAGUCCUUCAUUGCUGGUCAUUGGCUGUUACCAGUCUUUGGAGCUAUGGAAUAUGACGGAGGGUAAGACAAAGACAUUGUCGGCUCAUGAAGGACUGAUAGCUGCAUUGGCAGUGUCACCGGUGACGGGCCUUGUUUCUUCCGCGAGUCAUGACAAGUUUAUUAAAUUGUGGAAGUCAUACAAUUGUUAAAGUAGUAGCUGAUGAAAAUACACAUUAGUUUUUGUUUGCUUUGUAAUCAGCAACAAUCACUGGUUUGUGGCUGUUGUGGGUGUUGUUCAAUGUGUUGAUUUUGUUGUGAUUUAACCCUAGUAGCUAACCUUGUCUGUUGUAUGCAUUGCAUGAUAUUUUGUAACCUUGUAUGUUUAACUUGGACAUUCUUGAUUAA
This is a messenger RNA of Gossypium raimondii (Peruvian cotton), 3224 nucleotides long. RefSeq names its product transcriptional corepressor LEUNIG. The record is from RefSeq and is a predicted model, not a curated record. Gene Ontology annotation, cellular component: nucleus. Gene Ontology annotation, molecular function: protein binding. The coding region runs from base 239 to 3028 and encodes 929 amino acids. The transcript is spliced from 19 exons. NCBI's taxonomy places the organism in Eukaryota, Viridiplantae, Streptophyta, Magnoliopsida, Malvales, Malvaceae.